CAGAGGCACCUUUUCUUUAUUAUAAUUGCCAUGUCUCCACCCGCUGCUUUCAAAUAAAAAACUCUUUAACUUCAGUCUAACUAAUACCAAAUUAGACAUGGCUUCUUGCUAGCAGAUGGCGCAGUAAAUAAAGAUUUAGCGGGCCCAAAUCUGGACGUUAGGUUAAGUCCCAGCAGCCAAACUCGCUGUGCGACUCUCUCUUGCAGGUAACAGAUAGGGUGACAGCAACGUUAAGUCAACGUGAGCUGUGUCAGAGAGCAGAAACGCAGCAGAGAAAAGGACAGACUAGCUUCCUGCUAACCUGCCGCAGGGUAUUUCUUAAUGCUAGCUGAUAAAAGAGCGAGCUGCAAUGCUGUCCAUCACUAGCACCAUCACCAAGAGCACCCGUGUUAUCCAGCGCGUCCGGCUGUUACACACUUCUCCUGUUGUCAGAAUGCCGAUUCAGGUUGGUGAACAGCUCCCUGCAGUGGAGGUCCAGGAGGGGGAGCCAGGAAAUAAGGUGGCCAUGGAUCAGCUCUUCAAGGGGAAGAAGGGAGUCCUCUUUGCUGUACCUGGAGCUUUCACCCCUGGUUGUUCCAAGACUCAUCUCCCAGGUUUUGUGGAGCAGGCUGGGGACUUGAAGAGUAAAGGAAUACAGGAGGUGGCUUGCAUUUCAGUCAAUGAUGCGUUUGUCAUGGCGGCCUGGGGAAAGGAGCAUGGAACAGAUGGCAAGGUUCGAAUGCUGGCUGACCCUACUGGAGCUUUUACAAAGGCAGUUGACCUGCUUCUUGACAAUGAUCAGAUUGUGCAGGUACUUGGAAACAAGCGAUCCAAGAGAUAUUCUAUGUUGGUGGAAGAUGGAGUUGUGAAGAAGAUCAAUGUGGAGCCUGAUGGCACUGGGCUUACCUGCAGCUUGGCUUCCAGUGUUCUUUCUGAGCUGUAGGCUUAGGUAUUUAACCAAUAUGCAAGCACUGAGUUGCUGUUAAAAUUGCACUUACAAAUCCCAGUAGUACCCUGAUCAAGCUUAUUCCUAUUCCCAAAGACGGAUGCAAAGGUCACCAGGAUGAUAAUGCCGAAAACAGAACAGGAAGGAUAUUAAUGCGCACAACUAUGACAUGAAUGGCAACCCAAAGGAACAACUCUUCUCCUCUGUAUACUGAUACUUUUGAGUAAAUAAAGUUCACCCUUAAUGCAAUAAACACUGUUUUCCUGUAUU
Centropristis striata (black sea bass) is the source of this 1195-nucleotide messenger RNA. RefSeq names its product peroxiredoxin 5 (gene prdx5). Bases 350 to 922 code for a protein of 190 amino acids. The record is from RefSeq and is a predicted model, not a curated record. NCBI's taxonomy places the organism in Eukaryota, Metazoa, Chordata, Actinopteri, Perciformes, Serranidae. The transcript has 6 exons. Gene Ontology annotation, molecular function: thioredoxin peroxidase activity. Gene Ontology annotation, biological process: hydrogen peroxide catabolic process; cellular response to oxidative stress; cell redox homeostasis. Gene Ontology annotation, cellular component: cytoplasm; mitochondrion; peroxisome.